Molecule: messenger RNA, 393 nt
Organism: Pyricularia oryzae 70-15
Lineage: Eukaryota; Fungi; Ascomycota; Sordariomycetes; Magnaporthales; Pyriculariaceae
Product: 40S ribosomal protein S22
Exons: 3
Coding region: 1-393 (130 amino acids)
Biological process (GO): translation
Cellular component (GO): ribosome; cytosolic small ribosomal subunit
Molecular function (GO): structural constituent of ribosome
Source: RefSeq, a predicted model, not a curated record
AUGGUCCGCACCUCCGUCCUUAACGAUGCCUUGAAGAGCAUCAACAACGCCGAGAAGGCCGGCAAGCGCCAAGUCAUGAUCAGGCCCAGCUCCAAGGUCAUCACCAAGUUCCUGAGCGUCAUGCAGAAGCACGGCUACAUUGGCGAGUUCGAGGAGCUCGAUGACCACCGCUCCGGCAAGAUCGUUGUUCAGCUCAACGGCCGCCUCAACAAGACUGGUGUCAUCUCCCCCAGGUACAACGUCCGCCUUGCCGACCUCGAGAAGUGGGUCGUCAAGCUGCUGCCUGCCCGUCAGUUCGGCUACGUCAUCCUCACCACCUCGGCUGGUAUCAUGGACCACGAGGAGGCCAGGCGCAAGCACGUCGCUGGCAAGAUCAUUGGCUUUUUCUACUAG